CCUCUGCAGAGAGAAAAAAACAAACAGCAAGAGAAAAAUGGACUGCAAAUUAAUGACACUGUAAUGUAACUUAUUGAAAUAAAUAGAUCAUUGAAAGAAUGUACAAGUGCUAUGUAUUUUUCCUUCACUCACGUCGAGGCCGGUGCUUGGCCUGGAGCUGGACCAACCUCUGAUCAGGGAAAAAACAAACGGCAAGAGAAAACAGGACAGCAAAUUAAAGACACUGUAAUGAUUGAGUUAUUGAAAUAAAUUGAUCAUGGAAAGAAUGCAUAAUUGCCAUGUAUUUUUCUUUCACUCACAGUACGGAGGUCUGCCAGCUCCCUUUCUAGCUGACGGACCCGGAGGCGGGCAUUGACGCAAGUGCGCUUCGUGCACAUGCUUACUCCCGCCUCCGGGUCAGACUGCUGCGCCUGGUCCUCCGGCUGGUCGAGCGUGCUGACCAUGGGUGGAUGGGGAUCAGUGGCCCUCAAGGCCGCCAGCUGGUUGAUGGCUGUGGUGCGCUUGAGGGCCUUGAUCUUCCGAUCCACGUUUGCCUUGGGAACCUCAGUGUGAGUUCUCAGGUGUUUUACCACGUAAAGGAGAUAGGGCGAACAUCCGGGAAGGGGGCAGGGUCCGGCAGGAACCAAAGUCUUGCCUGUGGCCAGGUAGUUAAGGAUGCUCCUCUCCCGGAUGUUCUGGAGGGAAUGGAUCUCCCUGAGAUGCUUUGCCACAAAAUUUAACACUUUCCCGCAAAUGGGACAUUUCCCAAUGGUCUUGGGUUUUGUCAUCUGUAAAAGUCAUGAGAUAUUAGUUAAAUACGUAAUGGCUUAACUAAACUAGAUAACAAAAUGUAUGUUUGAUAUAAUGAAUUAAAGAUCAGAUCACACACAGGCAUUUGAGGGCACUAUUUAUAAUUAAUAAUGCAAUAAUCAUAAUAAUAACCGGAGAUUCAAUACAUCUCGGAGGACAGGUUGAGGCUUGGGCACGUGCUAAUAAUAAUAAUACAAACAAUAGGGAUCCAACCCGUUGGCUUGGACCCCUAAUAAUAAACAGAGAUUCUGUCCAUAGGAGAGGACAUGCCUAGGCCUACGGAGAGCACACGUAAUAACGGUCUAAUCAUAAACUGUAAAGAAUUCAAGUCAUGCAUUGUUCACUUACAUUUGGUAAUAGUUGUCCGUCUGUCCGAUGCUCCUUCUCUGAGCGCAGCUGACCUUUAUCGUCUGAUCAUACACCGGGGGGCGCGGCUACGGAUCACGCAACUAACACGUAAUCGCGUGAAUGGAUUAACUUGUAUAUUUGUAAUAAUUAAUUAAACCUCACCAAGUAGUAAGGUGAAACUACGGUGCCUCUCUGAUGACAUGGGUGAAUAUUUAUUAAUUUGUGGCCAUAGAAUAAUAAUUCGUAACUUAUAUAAGCAAGCAACAGCAGCGCCAUUGUGCAAAUGAGAACGUUUUAGACUCAAUCAAUAUAAGGUCGCGGGGAGACGGAGCACUUUGUUUCGUUUGUUUUUAUAGUAACAAUAUUUGGCCAAAACAUUACUAAGAAACGAAAUAGUUCAUCAAUGAAAGGUGGGGUGGCCAUUGGCCCUGCGGCCACAUAGGUUCCAGCGCCUGUGUUAUGUUGCAACAAAUUGUUAUUGUGUGGCCACAAAUUAUUAUUUCGUGGGCACGAAAUAUGAAUGUGUGGCUCGGGCUGAUGAACAUUCAAUUGUAACGUAGUUUGAGAAGUAAAAGAAAGACAAUGACAAUCGUCAUGUUGGACUGACCUCACGAUCAUUGUCAACCAUAAAACUUUGUUUUCCCCAAGAAUCCUGUCUUCUGCCUUUAUGUUGGGUAGUCCAAAGGCUGCUGAUUUUAUGUUUGUUGGACACCGUAACAGUGUGUCACCAUCUUAUUGCCUGCAUGAGAGAUCAAUGUUGUUAUUUGGUGUUACGUCUUUCUGACCAAUCGCAGUUCAAGGCCGACUUGGGCUGUACCACUUCGGGAGGGGGCGCUAAGUUGUCCCCUCUAGACCAAAUUGAAUUGGUUGCGCCGUUGACUCCAUAUAUGGACAUUGGAAUGCGGUUUUCCCUAGCUGCAACGGGGUUAGCUCAGAGCUAUCCACAAGUUUCCUGGGGCGGUUAGUGGGAAAACGUUUGUGGGCCACACUUCCGGUCACCCACUACGUGUCGCGCCACAGCUGUGUUUUUACCUGAUCAGCUGGCAGGCUAUUCACAUCACUCGCUCUGUCACUGAAUAAACUGCUCGGGAACAACGUGUGCCGUUCGAGGAUGUACUAACAACCGGACAAAACUAAAUAAUUGGUUGAAAUCUGAGUGUUUUGACCACAAACCGAAUAAUAAAGCAGAGUGUUCGUGCCCGAAAUGGUACAGCUUCCAUCCACUGCCCAAUGAUGAAGAGGCUAAAAGAAAUUGGCUGAAGAACCUGAACUUAAAACAACCUCCGAAAUGUUGUUAUGUCUGUUCGUUUCAUUUUGUGAACAAAGCGCCUACGGAAGAAAACACUUACCCAAUGCUUUAUCUGGGUUAUGAGAAGCCACCUGAGAAGAAACGGCGAAGAGUCGUCAGGAUGAGUGUUGACAGUCAAGUCGGAACAACAAUAGCUGUGAUGGUGUUCGAGCAACCUCAAACCUUCAAGGAUGCCCAAACACAGUGGAUGGAUCCAGCUGAGGAGGACCAUACCUACUCUAAAGGAUCCAUCCUUAUAUGUGACAUGAUCAUCACACCUGCCCCUGAGAUCUCACUGUCCAUUGCAGAGGUUACACUGAAAGGUGAUAAAGACUGUCUGCUGUACACAGGGAUUCCUCUACUUGUGUUCAACACUCUUGUCUCCUGUCUACGAGGUUUUGUGCGCCAGUCAUCAACAAUGCCAGCUCAAGAUGAAGUUUUGUUAACACUCAUGAAGCUCAGACAUAACUUUGCUGUAGCUGAUUUAGCGAGGCGCUUUAAAAGAUCAGCCAGUCAGGUCAGUAAAACACUUACGCAUUGGGUUGAUAUCCUUGCUGAGCACACCAGGGACCUCAUUCCAUGGCUGCCCCGUGACACUAUAAAAGCAACUAUGCCAAAGGUUUUUCUGCCACAUUUCUCUGAUUUAACUUGCAUCAUUGACUGCACAGAGAGUGUUCUGCAAAAAGCCAAAAACUUAGACUCGCGCUCAGAGUCUUACAGCCAUUACUAUGCAAGUAACACUGUUAAGUACCUUGUUGCCAUUGCUCCAUCAGGGAUGCUGAUGUUUAUUUCAGAGGCUUUUGGUGGGAAGUGUAUUGACAGGUAUAUUACACAGAACUCGGGGUUUCUUGAUUUUUUACGUCCUGGUGAUGUGGUGAUGGGGGACCGUGGGUUCACAAUUAGAGAUCUUGUUGAGGAGAGGAGAGUAAGGCUAGUCAUACCUGCGUUUACACGCAAACACAGCCAGCUAACCAAUGAGCAAGUGACUCAGAUGAGACGGAUAGCAAAUGUACGCAUUCAUGUGGAACGGGCUAUAAGGCGUCUCAAAGUGUUCAAGAUCCUGUCACAAACCGUGCCAAUAAGCUUAGUUCCUAAAAUUUAUAAAAUACUUCAGAUUUGUGCAGCUCUCAUAAAUCUGAGAGGAGAGCUUAUCUCCAGCAAUUAAUAUCUUACAUAUUAUUAAACAACAUCUUGUAUAUUUAUGAAUUACAUUUAUUUAUUCCUAUUUUUUAUUUUUAUUUAUUUAUACAUACACAUUUAUUAAUAGAGAGAAACAUACAUACAUAGAUGCAUAUAUAUAUAUAUUGUACAGAGAUAGAUGCAGAGAGAUACACACACAGAUUCAUACAUAGUAUUAAGAUGGACACAGAGAACAGUGUAGAUACUUUAUAAAUUUAGAAAAAAUAGACAGGAUAAUUAGAGAUAAUUACAUAUAUACAAAGAUGAAAAAGGUCAUUUCUGAAUCACAUUCAUCACAUUGUUGAAAUGGGGUUAAUGUCAUAUUAUUUCUUUCUUUUUACAAUAGAACACAAAAAAUGUAUUUGUACAUAUAUUAUCUGAAGUUUUAUUUAUACUACAAAUGUAAAUAGUAACACAAUAACAAUUUAUUUAUACAUAUAUAUAUAUAUAUUAAGUUUUAUUUAUACUUCAAAUGUAUUUGAACCAUUGUUUUGUUAUUUUUGCAUCUCACAGAGUGAGACUUAGGCCCAAUCUCAUUCCUUUGCUACAUAGAAAAUCUCAGCCCUAGCCCUCGCUGUUGCGCUGUUUAAAUGUAGCUUAAGGGGGAGGGCUAACAUCCCCUCAAAAUUGAGAUUUUCGAUGGGCACCCUCAAAGCGCUUCAGUUCUGACUUGCUCCCACAAUACCUUGUGAGAAAAAGGAAAAUCAAGAAAUAUCCUAGACAAGAUGGAGGGCGAGAAGAUGCGACAGGAUUGGAAAAACACAAAUGUAAGUAUUUUCUCUGUAAUUAACUAGUAAUUAUUUAGCCCGGCCGCGGACUCUCGGAAGUCUGUGGCCGACUUUCGCGGAAGAUCGCGAAAGUCCGAUCACGGGCUCUGCAGCCCGGCCGUCGGACUUUCGCAGGC
Messenger RNA from Gadus chalcogrammus (walleye pollock), 4508 nucleotides. RefSeq lists its product as uncharacterized. Bases 2490 to 3590 code for a protein of 366 amino acids. Lineage: Eukaryota; Metazoa; Chordata; Actinopteri; Gadiformes; Gadidae. The transcript has 2 exons. The record is from RefSeq and is a predicted model, not a curated record.